This is a messenger RNA of Haliotis rubra (blacklip abalone), 828 nucleotides long. Its product is annotated as acid-sensing ion channel 5-like. The record is from RefSeq and is a predicted model, not a curated record. Gene Ontology annotation, molecular function: ligand-gated sodium channel activity. The coding region runs from base 1 to 828 and encodes 275 amino acids. Gene Ontology annotation, biological process: sodium ion transmembrane transport. Gene Ontology annotation, cellular component: membrane. The transcript is spliced from 3 exons. NCBI's taxonomy places the organism in Eukaryota, Metazoa, Mollusca, Gastropoda, Lepetellida, Haliotidae.
AUGAGCGAGAUUGGGGAUUACUACAGCUACCCUAUCGCCACUAAGGUUACAAACAAGAUCAGGAACACCAUUGAAUUUCCCGCCGUCACCAUCUGCAACAGAUGCACCCUCAACAAGACACGUCUUGCGUCUUACCCCGAUCUUGAGUCAUAUUUCCGUGACUCAAGCCUGCAACAAAAGUCCAGCGGCGUAUAUAAUUUCGACGAUAUUGAUGACGGUAUCAUGCUGCAGCCGUUGUCGUUAGACUGGUGGACCAACAUGUCGAUGGAUGCCUCUUCGUUGUUUCAUCUGUGUUAUUUCGGAGGAGAGAGUAUCGACUGUUCAAGCAAUUUCCUACCUGUGUUCACCAACGAGGGUCUCUGUCAUACCUUCAACUUCAACGCCAGUGACAUUGUCAACGUGAAGAACUCCGGCAACGGUGCCAACCUAAUCAUAAACUACAACAUUGCCCAGCAGUAUUACACUUUCAGAGAAAACAUGGCGGCCGGGAUAAAGUACGUGUACCUGCCCGAUCCCUACAUGGCUUUUGAUGAAAUGGACUGUGUGGACACAAAUAGUCCCGACUUUGUGAAUCCUCUCAAGUACUACUCCCCUUACACCUACGACCAUUGCUUCAUGGAGUGUAUCCAGACCAAGGUCUUUAACCUGUGUGGAUGUGUCGGACCUUCUGAUCCACGAUCAAGAGGACCCGAUGUCCCAAUAUGCUCCCUGGAGAAGCAGGACACCUGUUAUUCGAUAUCUAUUCGUGAGUAUCAUACGCCCAGUUAUUGUAAUACUAGAAGUAACCAGUGUUGUGAUUCCAGGUGGGAACAGAUUCUCAGCAAGUAA